Molecule: messenger RNA, 261 nt
Organism: Knipowitschia caucasica
Lineage: Eukaryota; Metazoa; Chordata; Actinopteri; Gobiiformes; Gobiidae
Source: the annotation of a GenBank genome assembly
AUGCAGCUAAAACUUGGAACAGAAGACUGCACUAUGUUCAAUCCAAGAGGAAGUAUUGCGCGCACGCAGACUCCACCUUCGGCUCCAUCAGAGGGCUGGACCGGUGCGCAUUUAAGGAAGUUCAGGCGCGGCUCCCCCACACACGCCUUCUUCAUCUCUGUCCAUUUUUGGCAGCUUUCCCGUUAUACCCGAGGGCUUCCACACCACACCCAGCCCAGGAUUAAAGUGAGAAAUUCUUGUCUGAGCCUGCUUUUUGGGUAA